AGGAAACUUUUAGGAGCUGCAGAGCAGCAGAUAUUUUUGGCCCAGCUCACAGAUCAAUUCCUGCCCACUCUUUCCCUGCCACUUGCAGGAAAGGAUCCCCAUCCGAGGAUGUAGAGAUGAGCUUUUAAAGCCGUGGAGAGAAAGCACAGCACUGCAGCCUCCCAUCCACCAGGGCUCUAAAAAUCACAAGAAAACAACACCCAAAAUGAUCUUGAAGGAACAAUGACCUGUUAAUUUUGUAAACCGAAUAGAGCAACACAAUGUACCCAACACACAAAUGAUCGCAGAUGGAAACAAAUUACACACCAGAGAUGACAAUGCUGAUAACUGUAUCAUCCUCCAUCCAGCCUGCUCCCACCCACUGCCACCUUUCUCCCCCUCCCACCCUACCAAAGCCUGGGAAAGACAACCUGCGGCUCCAGCGGCUACUGAAAAAGGCAGCCAAGAAGCAUGCCAUCCUAGCUUCAGAGCAAGCCAAGUCCUUUCGGUCCAGCCUCUCACCUGUGAAUGAGGCCAGCUCUGACGUAGAGCAUAAUGAGAGUGCUCCCCCAGCAGAGACCCCUGAAACUACAGCAUCUCCCUCCAGCAGCAUCCCAACCCGCCUCUCCAUCAAGCCUAUCAUCCACCGCAUGCCCUCUCCUAUCCGAAAAAGUAAGCCUUUCACACUGAAGGUUACCGAGCAGAGACGCAUUGCCGAACACCUCACGCUCACAACCUCCCCCGCCUUGCCUCUGCUACACAAGCCAGGAGCUCCUGAGACUGAACGAAUAGAAACUCACCUUCCCUCUCCAUGCAAUCCCUCGACACUUGUUUUCUCCCAGCCUCUUCCUUCCAGUACACCCAGUAAGGAAAGGGCACCAGAGGUUACCUAUGUCACCAAGAUGCAGACUUAUUUCCACACUGUCAAGCCACCCAGGGCUAAGACACCCACAUCAAAUAAGCCCCAAGCAACCAUUUGCCAUGAAGACAAAAGGCUGCCUUCUCCGACAGCUGAAACAAGCUGCUCUGAACCAUCUCCAGGGCAGAUCCCCACCUCGCUCAACAGCAGCAAAGCCACAGCUCCCACACUGGACCCUCCACUCCUUUCUGCUGCAGAGGCAGAGCCUCCUAAUCAGGUACAUAUGCCUGCUCCUACUGAAGAGUCAAUCAAGGCCACUUCAUCCAAGCCCAGCACCUCCAAUGCCCAUGCUGAUAAGCCCACAACCCAUGAAAGCAACAUGGAAAUACCUACAUCAGAGAGUGCUCCUGAAUUAGCCAAGCAAGAUGGUGACAUCCUAAAACCAUCGACACCCAGCACUCCCUGGAGGCAAGCACACCCAGAGACAGCAACCCCAGCACAAUCUGACAGCACUGGGGCCACCUCCACAGACACCAAGGCAGAACAUGUCAUUCAACCUCAGGUGACACCCAGCUUAUCAAACAUUAGCUCUCCCCUUGAAGCUGAGCCAGCACAAUCGUCAGUAGAAGCAAGACCUCCUGGAGCCAAUGCUGGUGGUUGGCAUCGCCUCAGAAAGCACUUGAUGGUGCAGCCAGAAGCACCCAGCUUCCCAGAGCAUAAGCCAGAAAAGCUGGGACAGGCAGAAGGGAGCAAGGAGAAGGACAGCUCUCAAGCAAUUAUCAGUCAAGACAACAGGCUGUUUAAAUCAAGGGCCACAAGGAUGUGGGAUGCUAUUUUAUACCAGUUAACAGUCAACAAGGAGAGAAAGCAGGAAACAGAAGAGAAGAAGCUGCAGAAGGAAGAAAGCUUUCUUCCCCGACGCUUACCUAUUCUUCUACAUAAGCCACGCUUCGACGCCCGGAAACUGAAGGAACUGGCUGCCAAACCCAUGACAAAGAUCACCACUGUAUUUGAGGUCAGCCGGUUUAGACCCAAAGUGGCUGAGGAGCAAAGCAAGAGCUUUAACAGAACAGCAUCUGGAUGGUCAGUCAACUGAGACCAGGCUGCUCCACCAGGCCCACACCUCUGGAAACUCUUAUUGGGCACCAAGCAAGAGAGCACCUAUGACUAGGUUAACUGCCCAGAGCCAAGGGUAAGGAAAAAAAUAAAGUUAAAUAAAACUCCUCCAAGCCAGCAGCCUCACGCUGUGGGUUUAAGGGUUACUCUCCAUAUAUACGUAAGCUUGAAUGCGUAACAUAUCAUAUCCACAGGUCAUGAGUCAAGGAAACCAAUGUGUGCUUCUUUUAAAAAGAGCCAACAACAAGCACAGUAUGUAGUAACAUGGGGAAGAGAGGGGAGGCACACAGUGAAAACAACAAACUGCCUGCAGGAAAAGCACAGUUUAGAGGAGGCUGAUGGAAUACAGAUUUAUUUUAUUGUAUUUAUUUAAGAACAAGGGCGACCCUAGAAACAAAAUCAGUUGUCAAUGAGACAUGACAGAAUCUGCGUGGCUUCAUGUCUCCUCUAGAGAGUCUUUGAAACCAAACUCAGAGAGGGUUCGCAUAAUCUCUUUGACUUCUCCACGAGAAAUGCUGUGGAGAGCAUCCCACAUCCAUUUGCUGAAAACAAGGUGGAAACACAUCCUUUCACUCAAGGCACAGCCAAGCGACAGUGUAAGAUCUAAUCUAUCCUGUUCUCACAUAGCAGUUCCCCUGGCUAAAAAAGCAGCUAGCAUCAUUUUAUGUCCUCCCAGGUCAGUCUACUAAAUGAUAGUGCCCAGAAGACUAACUUUAUUGCAGCAAUCAAGUUCUGUUAUGUAUUUUACAGUGCUUUAAGCACAGCAGGAGGUUAGCGUUUUCAUGAUAACAGCAAGAGCUUGCUUCAGCUUGUGGGUAUCCAACUCUUUUUAACAAGGACCUGUUUUCUGGAGGUUCCUUCUAAGAGCAUGCAGUCUCAUUUUCAGAGGCAACAUCAUGAUAUUGCAUACCUACUGGUGCCUGAUGUCCUGAAAAAAUUACUUAAAACCAAAUACCCAAUUUUGUCCAUACACAAAGACAACUGUGCUUUCGAGCAUUACAGUUGCCCUUUGCAUCUCUAUCACUCCCAAGCUUAUAAGCACGAAAGCUGGAGAUCGGCUAUUUCUGUUUCUUAAAGGGACUUUGUCAUAUGCCAGGAUGUUCCUACACAGCUAAUGUAGGAUUGCUAUGUUUAGUCCAAAUAGGAAACUUGAUACACAGCUCUUUACAUUCUCUUCAUGUGCAGAGGAUAUGGAGCUGAACAAAACUUUCCCAAUCCAAACAGCAAACAGAGUGAGAAAAAAAAAAAAAAAAAAAUCAAAAGGCCCUUUUGCCUUUUUGAAGUCUUCAAAUUUCACAAUGAUGCUAUCCAGAAGGGCUGAAUUAUUAUCAAACCUCCACUGAAGUUGUCACUUUGCUGGUCUUAAUCUCUGUUUUGUAACCCUUUCCCUAUUCCAAGAGGGGGAAAAAGCAGAGAAGGAAGAAUAACCCAAGUAUCUAAAGUUUGGAUUUCUCCAACCUCAGUUUUCAAAAGAAAAGGCUGAAAAGAGGUAGGCAGGAAACACAUCAGUGGAUCCCAGGUAAGCUUUUGCAGGAUAAUUCAACGUGCUGAAAGAAAAGGCUAUAGAGAAAGAUCCAUGCAACAAAGAGAGUGCAGUUUAAAAUACAUAGAAUGCCUAAUGGAAAUAACGAUGACCUCACCACACAAUGAUAAAAUGGAACCUUACUAUAGCACAGAUAGAUGGAUGCCUAUGCACAGGAGCCUGCAUUCACAAGAUCCACAGCAUUAGCAUGAAGCAGAACAGCCAACAUUGAUUACACUUUGAAGACUAAGAAUCUGGCCAGAGAAGAUGGUUUCAGAAGCAAUCGAACUUUAGUCCUCUUUUUCACGCAGCAAAGAUGACCACCAAGAACAAACCGGCACCUUGCACAUGACAAGGGAAGGCUUAUGCCUUACACCUGCUGGGCUUCCCACCAGUCUGCAUCUAUAACCCAGUUACACGGCAAAAGGAGGAAGGACGGAGAAUCACCAUUGGUGAGAGUGAAGCUCGCACUGGGAAGCAGAGGAAGGCUGCAUGGUUUAGCCCUUCUGCCCCAACAGUGAAGGGCAGAGGCAUACAGCAGGCAUGACGAGUCCAGCAAAAAACAGACCCUGGCACAAGAGCAUUGCAGAGGAGAGAACAGAUGCCUGGAAGCAAGAGGAGAUUUCCACCAGCAGCUCUUCAUUGAGAGCCACUGUGGUAUGUCCCAGCCUGAGUCACUGUGCCAAACAAGGGAAGGGGAAUGCUACCGAGCACAAAGUUUGGUUUGGUUUCACCGUCAAAUAGCCUCCGGCAGUUGAUAAGAGCCCAGAUUGCCACUUACUGAAAAAGUCCUGCUCUGCAGCCUGCUCACAGGUUCUGCAGCUCAGCAGGUGAGAGGAAAAGGAAAAGUUUAUGAGAUGGUGUUGAGUGAGCAACAAGAGGGUGAGCCAGAAAGUUGAAAGCAAAAAGGCAACCAUGAAUAGAUCUGGCAGUAGGAUACGAAGUAUGAACAUAGUUCAGGGAGGUGGAGAGGAACUGAGGAGCAAGGAUUUUGCACACAAAACUGCCGGCUAUACACCCAAGAGCAGAAACAAGCCAAGAUCCUUCAAACUAUCGCAGUUAUUUUGCUAUUCAGAGUCAAAACCCCCUUCAUUGUGAACAAGCCCAUAGGACAACAGUCCUGAACAGUGGUUUGGAGUACUGGGUAGAUCCUAGACAACAUCCCAGAACAAUCACUGGCCUUUCAAGAAAGGAUGCUGAAAGAAGAUCAGAGCUGAGGGCAGUUUCCUUUGAGCUGCUUGCAGAAGCUCAGGUAGGGCAAACAACUUGCUGAUAACCUAGCAAAACCUGUUUGCUACAAAGAAUUGAAGACUAUCAGGAUCCCACCUGGUGCAUUAAAACACACUUCUGGAAAAAGAAGAGGACUGAUCAAAGAGGAGAGCUUAAAAUAAGUUUCUGAAAACCACAGGCAGAGAAGCAAGUUGAGGAUACAGGUCCUGUGGGUUCCUGCUUCUUUAAAUCUAAAAAAGGUACCUUCAGGCAAGCUUUGAUUUGUACUGCUACCCACCUCAAAGUGGCAUUCAAGAGAGCCUCCUUUUCAAACGGGCACCACAAAAGUCAAAAAAAAAAAAAAAAGAACCAACUAAAUCUACGCUGCACAUGGAAACCAGAUCCUUUGGGGAAGGCAGGGAGGAACACAGUGCCCUGAAGAACUCGGAAACAAAAGGUGUUUUGUAGCAGACAAAGCUAUUUAUAAG
Cuculus canorus (common cuckoo) is the source of this 5173-nucleotide messenger RNA. RefSeq names its product proline rich 33 (gene PRR33). Lineage: Eukaryota; Metazoa; Chordata; Aves; Cuculiformes; Cuculidae. The record is from RefSeq and is a predicted model, not a curated record. The transcript is spliced from 3 exons. Bases 288 to 1934 code for a protein of 548 amino acids.